UCGUAACGGAGAGUAACGUAAAUAUUAGCAAAGUGUUGUGUGUGCGCAGUGUUUGAACUGAUGAAUUUAUUUAAUAGAAUUCAACGUAAUACCUAAAUAAAUGCAGUAAAUUACUCUACAUUUUGUUACAAAGCUUACUAUUAAAAAGUUUAAAAUGAAUGACACUGGAAAGUUAGAAGAACAAAUAAAAAAUGCGAUGCAAAAGUGGUUUAACGUGAGCCGGUGCUCGACGCGUUAUCAAAACAAACAGUUGGCGGAAUGUGGUGACAUUGUGGUCAAAUUCGUUCAUCCAACGCAAAAGCAUGAUGCUGCCGAUUUCGAUACACAAUCAUUGGUGGAUGAAACCAUUGAAUGGGUCUUACCGAUGGAAAGGAUAAAAGUAUUUGAUUCAUCCGCAGCAUUGUAUGUUAAACGGGAAUAUGUGUUUCAUUGUUUCAUUAUGAAAUGUCUUGAAGGCCAACUUUUCUGUGAUAAUGAAUCGCAAAAAGAAAUAUACCUAACAUCCGAUGUUGAUGAAACCUGUUCAGAUAAAUUCAAUAUGACAAAGUUCAGGCUUUCAGUCAUCCAUAAAGUUGUUAGAAAUUUAUUAGAAUUUGGGGGAUUCGUGGUUUCGAAUCGUCCAACGGAAGGACAUUCAUUGGCAAUCCACUUAACCAGAAAUCGUCGUAAGGAGAGCACUGGAAUUGAACUCCUGUGUGGGCCCAUAACGUCACAUGAUAUUAACGCAACGGAUUACGUGAAGAAACGAGCCAACGACAUGCAGUUGAUUGCUCAGCACAAGUAUGGCAUACGGGUAAGGAAUCAUCAGCGCUUUCAAGAAACGAUUGCAAGCUUGGGCCGAUCGGCGGCUAUCGUCGAUAUGCUGGAAUCCAAAGCGUCCAGUCCCAUCGACAUGAGGAAGGAGAAAAACCAGUCCAGUAAAGGUGCAGCGUUUAUUUUGUACAAUUACGCUAGACUAUCGGUUCUAUUUAGAACAUUCGAAGAAAAGCAGAAAACUGGCUAUUACCCUGAACUGCCUUCGAUAGGAAACGUUGAUUUCAGUCUACUCAAAGAAGAGGACGAAUGGCACCUAUUCUGGGUUUACGUGGUGGGUUUUCCCGACCUUAUAAAACAAGCUCUCGGUGAUGGACAGUUGGCACGGAUGUCCCCACAUUUGGUGCUGAACUUCACAUCGAGUUUAGUUAUUUGUCUGAGCAAAUACUACCGGCGUGUGCGGAUAUUGACGGAAAAUCGUGACCAUCUACUGUCCACCAUGUUUGCAAGGAUUUAUUUGUUAAAAUCAGUAUAUUAUGUUUUGUCUACAUUGUUGAAGAUUUUGAAUCUUGAAGCUGUGACUCAAAUGUAAAUCUAUUUGUUA
Aedes albopictus (Asian tiger mosquito) is the source of this 1357-nucleotide messenger RNA. Its product is annotated as DALR anticodon-binding domain-containing protein 3. Gene Ontology annotation, molecular function: arginine-tRNA ligase activity; tRNA binding; ATP binding. Gene Ontology annotation, biological process: tRNA C3-cytosine methylation; arginyl-tRNA aminoacylation. The transcript has 5 exons. The record is from RefSeq and is a predicted model, not a curated record. Lineage: Eukaryota; Metazoa; Arthropoda; Insecta; Diptera; Culicidae. The coding region runs from base 155 to 1345 and encodes 396 amino acids.